CUUUGUACGUUUUUUUUUUGAGUUCAAUUAGUUACGGAAGGAGGAAGGAUCGGAGGCUCGGAGCGAGUGGCGGAAUCUGAUGGGUUGCAUCUCCUCCAAAUUGUUCGCCGGCGUCGACCUUGGCGAGGACGUCUUAUUCGAUGAGGUCGAUAAUCCCGACGCCGGAGGCGUCUGUCCUAACCAUUUCGUCUCACUCACCUCUACCACCUACGGCGCCCUCAAACUUGACUAUGCGGACGAGAAACCCACCGUCGAAUCCGAAGCUCUUCCGAAACGGAGCGUCAGCGAAGAGGAGGCCAGGACGCCAGAUUUCUGCCCGCAACCUGACGAGGAGGAGGAGGAUCGCCCUUCGGAGGUCAUCGACGCACAGGAACUCAUGGGGGACCUCGCCUCCGAAACCCCCAGCAGGUCUCCGGCGCAGAGGAAGAAACCCCCGAAACCCUCACCGCCGAUGCACCGUUCUCCGGAAGUUAGGACCUCGACGUCGCCCGCUAAGCCGAGGAGGUGGCCCAUCGGAAAGGAGAACACCCCAUUGCGGUCGGAGCCCAAGAGGUCGCAUUUCGAAGCGCACCGUAUCGCCGAUCCAUUCCGUUCCCUGGACAACUCGCCGUGGAUCAGCUUGGUUUCGGCGAUGUCGAGGAAACGUACCCCCAAUAGCGAAAAGUGCAAAAGAUCCGAGAGGGGUUCCGGUGACUCGCGGUCGAGGAGGAGCUUGAGCCCCCUGUUCGACCCCGAACUCGUGGCUAUGUUCGAGCUGCAGCACUGCGAGGAGGGGAAGAAGAUUACUACGAGGACAGUGGACGAUAAGGCAUUCGAAGCUGCAACUUUGCUUCAGUCCUACGAGCGCAGGUGCCCCGGGGGAGGCGAGAACGCAGUGGUCCUCUACACCACCACGCUCAGGGGCAUCAGGAAGACCUUUGAGGACUGCAACGCGGUCAGAUCCCUGGUGAAGUCAUACGGCGUCCGCGUCGUGGAGAGGGACAUCUCCAUGGACUCCGGGUACAGGGAGGAGCUGAGGCUGCUGAUGGGGAAGAAGGAUGUCAAGGUCCCGUCGGUCUUCGUAAAGGGCCGGUGCAUCGGCGGCUUCGAAGAGAUAGCUAGAUUGGAGGAGGAAGCAAAAUUGGAGCCUUUGCUGGAGGGCUUGCCGAGCGCGGUCAAGCGGUGCGAGGGCUGCGGCGAUCUGCGCUUUGUCAUGUGCAUGGACUGCAAUGGCAGCUGCAAGGUGUUGGAUCCGAAGAAGAACAAGGUGAAGUGUGGAGAGUGCAACGAGAAUGGCUUGAUCCGCUGCCCCAUAUGCUGCUGACAACAGAUUUUUGCUUUCGAGGGCCGGGUGUGGAUAGAGGACGAAUUGGCAGAUAGCUAUAGGGGAGAAGAACCUCCACCAUCCCAAUUUGUAUGGGAGCUCCACGUUCAAAACACGCACGUCUCCAACCAGUGCAGUGUACCUGCACCCACACAGAUUAAUUCAUUGUGAGAGAGCAAGAUUAAAUCCCAGGUCCCCGCCGAUCGCAUUCAAAAGAGCUGGGUUGAGCUCACAGCAAUGGAAGCCAGCCCCACUUGGUGAAGCUCAGAGCUGCUGCUGCUGCUGCUGCUUUUACUACUACUCCUUCGUGCAACUAUUUCAUGAUCAUGAAAUCCCUGUUGUUGCUGUUCUUGUUCGCUGCGUCCUUGUUGGUGCUCCCGCUCAUUCUGCCGCCAUUGCCGCCCCCUCCCUCUAUGCUGCUGCUCCUUCCCGUCGGGCUUCUGGUUUUGCUCUUGCUCCUGGCUUUUGUGCCUUCCGACGUGCAACAUGUUGCACCCUCCUUCUCUCCCUUGUAAUUAAAUAGGCUUAAAUGGAGCAUGUUUGUCCCUGAGAUGGAAGUCUAGAGGUUUAAUCCUGACUUAGCUUGUAACUGAGUGUCUAACCUUCUCAUACGUUAUUCAACUAUCCUAGGUCAAUAAUUAUCAAUGAUUUAUUUCGUU
Zingiber officinale is the source of this 1962-nucleotide messenger RNA. RefSeq lists its product as uncharacterized. Bases 80 to 1303 code for a protein of 407 amino acids. The transcript is spliced from 2 exons. Lineage: Eukaryota; Viridiplantae; Streptophyta; Magnoliopsida; Zingiberales; Zingiberaceae. The record is from RefSeq and is a predicted model, not a curated record.